Molecule: messenger RNA, 1210 nt
Organism: Papilio machaon (common yellow swallowtail)
Lineage: Eukaryota; Metazoa; Arthropoda; Insecta; Lepidoptera; Papilionidae
Gene: Tssk
Product: testis-specific serine/threonine-protein kinase 2
Exons: 1
Coding region: 123-1163 (346 amino acids)
Biological process (GO): cellular response to glucose starvation; intracellular signal transduction; protein phosphorylation
Molecular function (GO): ATP binding; protein serine/threonine kinase activity
Source: RefSeq, a predicted model, not a curated record
AUUUAAAGCAAAACGGAUACCAUACAAUUUGACAGGAGAGUCACUGAAACUAUUGGGUAUAUCGUGAAUAGUGAGAUGUCCAAUGUAUCCUAACCGGGUUAGGAUAAAGCUGAUAGACCUCAAUGGCUGAGCGGCUCAGCCCUCGCAGCUCCGAGGUCAAUGCCUUGGAACAACGGGGAUAUCUCAUAGGCAAAAAAAUCGGACAAGGAUCUUACGCCACUGUACACCUGGCGGAGUAUUGCGAUGCGUCCAGCCCUAAGCGCAUGCACCUCGCAUGCAAAAUAUUCGAUAAGGAAAAGGCGCCCCGUGAUUUUUUAGAAAAAUUUUUUCCUCGAGAACUAGACAUUCUCACUAAGAUUGAGAACCCACACAUUAUACAAGUGCACAGCAUCUUGCAGAGGGGGCCGAGAGUGUUCAUAUUCAUGAGAUAUGCUGACAACGGUGAUUUGCUAGACUUUAUAAAAAGAAACGGAGUGGUACCAGAGAACCAAGCCAAACUUUGGUUCAGGCAGAUGGCUAGCGGACUGCACUACCUACACAGUAAGAAUAUUGCCCACCGUGACCUUAAAUGCGAAAAUAUAUUGCUUUCUAGACGUUUUAACGUUAAAUUAGCCGACUUUGGUUUUGCAAGACUCUGCACUGAUGGUGAAAACAGACGUGUGCUCAGCCAAACCUACUGUGGCUCCGCGGCGUACGCGGCCCCGGAAGUGGUGAGUGGUACACCGUAUAAUCCAAAGUUGGCCGACGUAUGGUCCCUCGGGAUUAUUCUCUUUAUUAUGUUAAAUGCAUCUAUGCCAUUCGAUGAUUCAAACUUGCGUAAAUUGCUAAAGGAUCAAAUGUCUCGUAACUGGGUGUUCCGCUUAAGGAUUCGGGACACCGUGUCCGCGGCCGCUAAAUCUAUAGUGCGGCACAUUUUGGAGCCCGACAUCACGUUGAGGCUGACGUUGGAUCGUGUACUGGCACACGAGUGGACAAGACCUAGAAAAGACAAGAGUGCGAGUCUGAUGGGCCGGUUAGUGCAGUCCGCGCCGUCGGCGCCGUACCCCGGAGGUAAGCGUGAGCACGAGGAGGCCGGGCCGUCUGCCGGAGUGCGAGUGUCUGGUGACCAUCGCGAAACCGAUCGAGAGCGACACGAUGAUAUCAACAUGCGUUCCCGUGAUUAAAACUCUUUCCCGACCAGCAUUUAUCAGUGAACAUUAAGCAUAUUUUG